Messenger RNA from Fomitiporia mediterranea MF3/22, 1689 nucleotides. RefSeq lists its product as uncharacterized. NCBI's taxonomy places the organism in Eukaryota, Fungi, Basidiomycota, Agaricomycetes, Hymenochaetales, Hymenochaetaceae. The transcript has 5 exons. Gene Ontology annotation, molecular function: protein binding. The record is from RefSeq and is a predicted model, not a curated record. The coding region runs from base 1 to 1689 and encodes 562 amino acids.
AUGAUGCAAAAUAUUCUGGCCUUGCCUCAAGAUAUUCACUCUCUGAUUUUCUCCGAGCUCACGUUCAAUGAUAUUUUGCGUCUGCGGCAGACAUGUUCUGCAUUCUCGUCUGGCAUUUCGAACGACAAACAGCUUUGGACGUAUUUGUUCAAACAACACGUAAUACGAAACUCGUUGCCUUUUCCGCAGUAUUUACGCUGCAUCAAGGACGUUGAAGCGCGCGACAUUGAGUCAUUGGUGAAGCAUGCGGUUUUAUUAGAUAGAAACUACGCGACGAUCUGGAGGAGGCUUCACGUACGCAGAAUAGAAAACAGCCGCGGUUCAGCUAUAACUUGGCUUAGACUGAUCCUUGGACGUUGGGUCUUUGUUGCUUCAGCAGACAUGAAUAGGUGCGAAGUCACAAUAUGGGAUAUACCGCCGAAGGGAGAGAUGAGACUUGCUGCGAAGAAAUUCGUGGAGGCACCUGUGAUUGAUGGAAUAGUGGAAGAAUCUGACACGCAAGUGCAAUGUGCACUUACCAUAGGAACUUCUUCGCCUUAUAUACUAAUCAUCCGCAUAUCUCAGCAUGCGGGAGAAGUGAUGAUUAGCCAACUUGCGUGGAUGUCUGAAGCUUCACACGUCCGCUUCUUACAGGGCAACCUCAUCGGCUUCGCUGUUCACAAGGGUGAUGAUGCGUACCCGUACAUUGCCAAUUGGAAAACGAAGGACUUGACUCGAUUAUAUCUAUCACCAAGCCCUCCUUUACGAGCACUUUCCCCACUUCCCCUCGUACGUAUGACUAUUCAUUUCAACGCGCCAGCUUUCAGCCUACAUCUUGCAUUUGUUCAGGAGCCUUGUAUAGCUAUGACUAUUAAGAACAGGUACAUAUUCACCCUACAUCGUCGCACAGUCCACGUCUUCGCCCUGUCGCCUGAUGGAGAACUUAGGUCCGAGCAUGUAUCCUUCCUAUCUCUAAAGGAAUCGGCAUGCAAAGGCCAUUUUUUCGAUAUUUCCGUUGAUGAGUCACGGGAAAUGGGUCAGCCAGAUGCGAUGCUGCGUAUGUACUACCAGGGAUACAGCUCUGCUAUCCGACAGGUCGUUGUUUUGAGAGGUGAAACCAAGGAGCCAGCAACGUUCACUCUUAUUGAGUCGCCCAAAGCAACCCCUCCUUACGUAUUCCAAGCUCAAGUGCUAGCUCGAUAUGCUAUUGGCCAAUCUGGCCGAAGGGCUUUUUUUAUAGUCUCACCAUCCCACAGCUGGAUGCCUUCUGAACUUACGACAACAUCCAUUCGUCUUCCAACAAAUACAGACGAAUGCCAACCUUUCACGGAACUUGACGACUAUAUUCCGGUCUCAAGAGAUGCACUUCCGCUUCAACAUCUAAUCUCAGACCUUGUGUUCGAUGAUGGAAGGGGCCUCUUAUUGAUGGGUACAGUCUCGGGAGAUGUACGGCUCGCGUCUUUUAUGGAAGAGGACGCUCUCACACGCGAAAGCAUCCGCAUAGAACUUCCUGAUUAUGCAAUGGAUGAAGAGUUAAUACCAGUAGAGGACCAAAAGCUUUCAUCAACGGAGGUGGUUCCGAAUCUUCCGAUUUUCUACAAAAUAAUGGCUUCUCACAAAUUUGAGGAAGAUCUGGCUCCUUCUGUUCGCGAAGAAGUAACUCGCAGCUGGUUUGACCGAAGUACCCUUCUCACGAUGGGGAACCCUUGA